Cololabis saira (Pacific saury) is the source of this 1953-nucleotide messenger RNA. RefSeq names its product TLC domain containing 5a (gene tlcd5a). Lineage: Eukaryota; Metazoa; Chordata; Actinopteri; Beloniformes; Belonidae. The transcript has 3 exons. The record is from RefSeq and is a predicted model, not a curated record. Gene Ontology annotation, cellular component: membrane. Bases 367 to 1104 code for a protein of 245 amino acids.
UAGUUAAUGGAUGGAUGAUUUAUUAGUUUAUUUAACAAUGUCUGUAAGAGCCUUUCUCCCUCAUGGGGGCAUGUCUGAGCCCAAAUGCCUAGUUACCUCUGACCCAGUUUUGAAACUAACUUGAAGGCUUUUAGAGUAAAGUGUGCAUCUUGUUUCUGUCUUGAGAGGGUGGUCCUUUCUGUCCGCAUGGUCUCACCUCCUUGUACAAACGUCACAGCAGAAGAAGAGACGUCCCCCUCACGCCACCAACUAUAGUACUAUUAUAGUUCAAGCAAAGGCUAAUUGUUGUUCACUUACAAAGGGUGCACAGUCCAAGUCUUUGGAUGGUAUUUCUGUCUCUUUCUACUGUAAGCGAUAUUACAGGGCAUGGGGAAGAUGGCACUUCUGGUUGUUUGUGCGGUCCUGUGCCUGUCCUGCUGGGCAUCAUUCUACUUCAUCUUGUGCAAUCUCAAUGGGUCUAGGAGCUAUGAAUGGAACUGUCGCCUUGUCACCCUGGUGCACGGCAUCCUGGCAGUCUGCGUAACAACAUACAUAGGCUAUGUGGAUGGUCCCUGGCCCUUCACUUACCCAGGCACUAAGAACACCCCUCUGCAGAUAAGUGCCCUGGUGCUGAGCUUGGGCUACUUCUUUUUUGAUAUGGCCUGGUGCGUGUACUUCCGCACAGAGGGGCCCGUUAUGCUGGCCCACCACACCAUGAGCAUCCUGGGAAUCCUGUUGACCCUGUGGUUGGGGGAGUCUGGCAUCGAGGCCUGCGCGGUACUCUUUGGCAGUGAAAUCACCAACCCCCUCCUGCAGGCACGCUGGUUCCUUAAGCAGACUGGACAUUACAGAACUUGGCUGGGGGACACUGUGGACGUCCUGUUUGUGCUGCUGUUUGUGUUGAUGCGAAUCUUCGUGGGAGGCACAAUGCUGUACUGUGAGCUGAUAUCUCCAAGGCCCAGAUUCUUUAUCAAAUGCGGAGGAGUGGCAAUGUAUGCCCUAUCCUGGAUCUUUAUGGUGGACAUUGUUCGAUUUGCCAAACGGAAGAGUAAGAACCGGCAUAAACAGCAGAGAGACCCCCAAGAGACUGUGAUGGCUAAUGGUCAUGAGGGAAAAAUUGACUGAUUGGGUUUUGAUUUUCUAAAGGAAAUAACUAUACUGUAUUUUAGAACACAUCUGUGUUCGUCACUUUGGAUGCUCAGUGGAAAGUACAAGGAAAAUCAACUUCCAAUCUGUUAACUUAAGAUACAUUUUUAAUAUUCCAUGUCUGUUAAGUCUAAUACUUGCAUUUUGGAAGAACUUCACUUCGUUUGCAGUCGUUGCACCGGAACGUUAGAUUAUUACUUAACAGGUGCAGCUAACAAACAACACAGAUGUCAUUUACAUCACUGAAAACCAAAGCACUUUUUAAAAACACAUGUUGCUCUCAGCUGCAGUGAACUGUGGCCUAGUCAUAUGUGGUGGUGCUGCUCCAGAGGGACGUUAUUAGGAAAGAAACAGUUUACAAGUUAAGCCUGGAGUGCCUGUGAAACACUUUUUUAGUUUAAGCAAAAAGGUCAGAAUGGUUUUCUUGUCUUGUAUUUUUUUUUUUUUUAUGUGAAGAUUUGAGCAGAUUUUACAGGUUUACUCAGGGAAUUGCAGUAAUGUUAGAAAGUUAGAGUUGAUAUAAGCUUUUGACUGUCUGAAAACUUUUCCCAGAGGUUUCUGGAAAAAAAAAAACUUCCUUUAAGUAUAUACAUGCAGAGAUACAAGUGUCAGUGACUUUGCAGUCACUUUGGAUACUUAUGUAAACUAUAAUGCUUAUGGAAAUGGUACCAGAAUUUUUGAAUGUGUGACAGUUUCGCAAGAUGGAGCAUUCAGACUAAAGAUCUGUACUUUCUACUGAUAGCUCUCAUUUAAUUGAGUUUAACGGGAUGAUUGUUGAAUGUUUCAAUGACAUGUAUGUAUUUUCAUGAAUUGACAAUUAAAACUUAU